This is a messenger RNA of Cryptococcus wingfieldii CBS 7118, 438 nucleotides long. Its product is annotated as ribosomal protein L11. Lineage: Eukaryota; Fungi; Basidiomycota; Tremellomycetes; Tremellales; Cryptococcaceae. Bases 1 to 438 code for a protein of 145 amino acids. Gene Ontology annotation, cellular component: ribosome; mitochondrial large ribosomal subunit. The record is from RefSeq and is a predicted model, not a curated record. Gene Ontology annotation, molecular function: large ribosomal subunit rRNA binding; structural constituent of ribosome. The transcript has 3 exons. Gene Ontology annotation, biological process: translation.
AUGUCUAAAACAAUUGCUGCCCAGGUAGUCAAAAUUGUGGUACCCGCUGGCAAGGCUGCUCCGACACCACCAGUCGGUCCUGCUCUGGGUGCUCGAGGUGUGAAAGCUAUGGACUUUUGCAAAGAAUUCAAUGCCCGCACAGCAGAGUUCCAUACCUCCCUUCCUAUACCCACAAUGAUCACUAUCAACCCCGACCGCACAUUCUCCUUUGCCACCCGUACACCCUCAGUCAGCUACCUCCUCAAAAAGACGACGGGUCUAGAAAAAGGUUCAGGAGAGGGUAUGAAGAAGGUCGUUGGCACAGUGUCAGUGAAACACAUCUACGAGAUUGCUAAGAUCAAGUGUAUGGACGAGGAUUUGAAGGCAGUUGGUCUGGAAAAGGUCGCAAAAGGGAUUGUAGGGACAGCGAAGAGUCUAGGUCUUCAAGUGGUGCUGUAG